UUUGCAACUUUUGUGAGCGUCCUCCACUGUUUCCAUUUGAUUGCUGUCGUAUUCGUCGCUGCUGGCGAUGGCGAUGGCCGAUGUUAGUCCUACGCCAUCAUAUACUGUACAGGAAGCAACAAGACAGUCCACACAAGUCUGGCGUAAUGAUCUUACUAAUCUCUUUCACCAGGCAAAGGAUCGAUUCGCAGAUGUCGUUUGGGAACUUCAGUCCGAGGAUAAUGACGAUGAUCCCGAUGAAGUGUGGGGCCACAAAGCUAUCGUCUAUGCACGCGCACCACCUUCCUUCCAGCAACGCUACUUUCAAUUCCGCCCCCCUCCCAUCACUUCCCCGACUCCUUACUCUACCAGCCCUUCCCCAGCGCCAGCACAGUCCGCCAUGUCCUUGAGUCUUACUCUGGACUACGCCCAUACAUCUCGUUCUCCAUCUCCGUACCGUUCAUCGUCCCCUUCGGCCUCCACCAACCUCAAUGCCGUCAUGCGCAUACCAGCCAUUAGUAGCACAACACUGUUUUCGAAUGAGUUGGAAUAUCUGUAUACGGGCGAAGGACUUGGAGAGGCGUUUGAAUUUCUCUUUGAUACCUCAGAGUCGCGCGAGCUUGUCGAUGCAGAAGAGAACCGUGUUGACAAGUUGCGCAAGGACCUUGUGUUUAUGUGGCGAUCUCGUCUCUAUUCUGACGUGCGCAUUGCCCUAUCUGGCACAUUUUCUUCGACAAAUCACGAGCCAGCAACCGCUAUUUUUUCUUCUCACCGCUUCAUUCUCGUGUCUCGCUCCCCCUACUUCCGUGCGCAACUCUUGAACUGGGCUCAGCCGGCAAAGCCUGGGGAACCAAUUACAGUCACGCUCCCCUCGCCUCCUUUUACCCCCGCCUCACUUCAUUUUACUCUGGGGUACAUUUAUACGGGAACCCUUGUGUUCUCUCACCGAACGUACGACCUGGACACCGCAUUCGCAAUCCUCAAGUCAGCGACGUACCUAUCUUUGGACGGGCUGGUCGCUGAAAUACAGGCCCGUAUCGUGUACGAGAUGAUUCAUGGGCUGUUUCAUGCAUCACUUGAAUUCAACGAAUAUGAGCGUAUCACGGGGUCCAAAUGGGGUACUGGCGGGUGUCGGUGCCGACAGUGUGCCCGGCGAGCACCGCGUGUACUCGAAUUUGCGCUUGCAGACGAUGUCAAGAACACUUACUUGGAACGGGGCGCGCGACGGGCGCUUGUAGGCCUGUUCGGGGAAGGCUGGUGCAUCUCUGAAUUCGCAUCGCUUCCACUGAAGAUUCGGGAAAACUUGCUAAAGGGUCUCGCAAAGCGGACGACGCCGAUGAACAUAUUUCCCUUAUUAUUUGCCGCACAGCACGCGAUAAAAAAACUUGACUCUGUCAUUGAUGCCUGGGCAGAUACGUCGCGGGAGAUGGUCCUGCAGGCGCGGAAGACGAUUGACGAGUGCCUUGUGAGUCAAAGUGUCGAGUGUUUCGAACAGGAUGACUGGCUACAGGUCAUGGAGGCAGAUGGCGAGAGGUUUGAUGAUGGCGAGAGGGUUGCAUGGGUGAUGGAGGCUAUUAAACGGGGAAUGGUUGAGAAACACGCUGGAACAAUGUAUCAGAGCCUUGUGAAUAUCCUCCUACGACCACACCCGACAGAUGAGGAUGCUGCCAUGCUCUCCGCCACCUCGCACAUCCGCGUCCAAGUUGAGGACGCUCGUGCAGAUCUCAUCCGGUACAUCCGAAAGCGUUGGAUGGGCACCCGUCAGCAGGGUGGUUUCGAUGGUCUUGAGGGCUGGGCCAUCAAAGAGAUCUCUCAGGAACUGGAAGUCUCUGUUGAAGACCUCGUAUCACCUGCUCAACCCUCGCACCUCCGACGCACUGCCUUCCGCAAGUCAUCCGUAGCUGGAGAUGCGGACUCGGAUACACUUAGUGUGCAUUCGCUGCGCGCGUCUGUACUGAGCCGUAAUAUCAACAACCCUCACAAACAUACCCGUGAAGUUACAACGGCAUCAUCCGCGGUGAGCGUGCGCACCAUUGGGCGUUCGUCUCCACGCAAUGCUGGGACUCCAAAGUCUAACGAUGUACGACCUGACUCUAAACUCACGCCUGAGUCGCAGAGUCUCGUAUCUGUACGAUCGAGUACGACAGAGAAGGCUAUGCAGCGCAAAACAUCCUCAGCUCGUACAGGCAAUGUCAGUCCCACGCCAAACGGGACCAAACCCGCGCUGAGUAAAAUUAUCACUUCUUAUACACCUUCUCCAAAGCCAAAAUCGAUUGCACCCUCGUCCACGCUCCGUAUUCCAUCUGCCCCCCGCCCGAAUUCGAGUUUGUCAAGUGCGAUAAGCGAUGCUACGUUCAGGACUGCUCCCUCUGAAAUCAUCACGCCUCGCUCAAGGAAAGUGUCUGGAGGAUCCACAAUAUCAAAUGUAAGCGCGAGGACCGUAGGGACGAACAGAGGCACUCCUGUGAGAGAAAGAUUGUCAUCUACUGCAUCCACUUCCACGACGACGACCUCUGCCGUCGCCACACGAACAUCCAUCCGCCGCGGAGCAUCCGAAUUUACCAAGCUGACCCCCUCCAAGCGUACACCCGCCAAAACCACCACUCCCUCACAAAGGAAGCCGCUAAGCAGAGUCAUCGAGAACCACUCUCAAAAAUCACCUUGCAUUACGCUUAGCGACCUCGACAAGGGCAAGGAUCGCGAGACGAUCAAGCUUGAUGAUUAUGGGACCUCUCCUGCGGCAGACUCUCCUCCAGCACUCACCCGCCGCGGCGUACGGACUCCCGAACAAUCAUCUGCCUCCCCCGAGGAGGCAAACAUUCUAGUUCAUCUUCGCGUGUCAUCGAAGCGCAAACGUUUCAAGGCAUUCGCACGGUACAUCGGUGAAGUCGAGGGCGAGCUCGGACCCUGGGUCGGCAUCGAAGUACCACUGGAGGCCUGGGUCGGUGACCCCUCAGACGGCCGUCAGUGGAAUGAUGGGUCCUGGGGCGGCAUCCGUUAUUUCGAUAUUGGGAGUAAUGGGUCAGAGUGGGAGUUUGGCGCAGAUGAUUAUCAGACGCACAGACGGCGAAAGGUGGACUGGAUGAACGGAUCAGGGAGGGAUAAUCGCGGACUGAAACGAGAAGGAGAUCAGUUGACCGUGGGCGUUGACCGCACGAAGCGGAUGCGAAGCUCGUCGCCUGCAGCAUCCGACCUGUCGACAUCCGAAUCCAGGGGACUGUUUGUCCGACCGCAACAGGUUCUGUACGUCGUGGACGCCGUUGGUGCUGACCUUUGA
Messenger RNA from Suillus bovinus, 3256 nucleotides. RefSeq lists its product as uncharacterized. The transcript is spliced from 8 exons. The coding region runs from base 68 to 3256 and encodes 1062 amino acids. Lineage: Eukaryota; Fungi; Basidiomycota; Agaricomycetes; Boletales; Suillaceae. The record is from RefSeq and is a predicted model, not a curated record. Gene Ontology annotation, molecular function: protein binding.